GAAAAAAAAAAAACAAAUGGCAAUGCGAUAUCCCGACAAGAGACCCGAAUUCCCCGGAGCUCAAGCCUCCGCGUCAGAUUCUGACCCGACCCGGAACUGGUAUCCUUACCCGUACCAGUAUCCAUUUCCUCAGUGGCAGCUCUCGCCGGAGCAAGAGCUUUCCGGCAUCGUCUCGGCCAUGAAACACGGCAUCCCCCACGAGGAAAUGGCGAUGUUCCAGGGUUUCACAGAACAGAGCACAGUAAUCAGCGCAUCAAUGCCUCUGUCGGAUUCCGACACGUGUCAGGUCUGCAGGAUCGAGGGAUGUCUGGGCUGCAACUACUUCUUCCCGCCAAACCAGAGGAUCGAAGAACAAGAAGCAGAGAAAGAAGAGAGUGCGGCGAAGAGAGCUGGACGAGUGGAGAGCGGGAAGGCAAGGAAGAGGAAAUACAAGAAGGAUGGAUACAGGGGAGUGAGGCAGAGGCCCUGGGGAAAGUUCGCGGCAGAGAUCAGGGACCCUAAGAGAGCGACACGUGUAUGGCUCGGGACGUUCGAGACGGCCGAGGAAGCUGCCAGGGCUUACGACAGAGCCGCCAUUGGGUUCCGUGGGCAAAACGCAAAGCUCAACUUCCCGUUUACAGACUACGCUUCUGCGGCUGAUACGAGUGCCAGUGCCAGUUCGCACGGGGCAGAAGCGGAAACAGAGCAAUGGCGAGGCGGAGGAGAGAUGGGUAAUGGAGGAGGAGAGGAAGAGACGGAGGAGUGGAUGGUGAAGAUGAUGAUGGAUUUUGGCAACUGAGAUUCUUCUGAUUCAGGGGACACCAUUGAUGAUUCUUUGAAAGAGUCCCCUUUUUUCUGGGAUUCAAAUCUCAUUUAUAGGUGGGAAGUUAAGUUACUAUACGUACUUAAUAUAGGUUUUUGAUAAGACAGAUUGGUUUGAUACGUAUAAGGUUAAAUCGUAUACCGUAUGUAUACGAUUUAACAUUGUAUGUACAAAACCAAAGACUUUUCUUGUGGGCUGCUUUUCUUAGUUCAGAGCAAGAGAAAGUGACUACAAUGGCUUUCUGGGGGCUUUUUUUUCUGGGUCCAAUUCAAGCAAC
Molecule: messenger RNA, 1079 nt
Organism: Tarenaya hassleriana
Lineage: Eukaryota; Viridiplantae; Streptophyta; Magnoliopsida; Brassicales; Cleomaceae
Product: ethylene-responsive transcription factor ERF109-like
Exons: 1
Coding region: 17-778 (253 amino acids)
Biological process (GO): ethylene-activated signaling pathway; regulation of DNA-templated transcription
Molecular function (GO): DNA-binding transcription factor activity; DNA binding
Source: RefSeq, a predicted model, not a curated record